AUGGCCUCCCCGGCAGCCCAGAGGGCCCCACAGCUGUACUCACCCAACCUGUUCUUUGCGGCAGCUCAACCUGUGACUCCGGUCAAGAACCAGGAAAAUGCAAACGUCUUUGUCGACCACCCUACCGGUCCAGCACCUUUGCCUCGCCUGGCCACUCGACAUAGCACUUCGUUUACGAAUCAUCGCCCCAACAAGCCCAAGCCAUUGGCGCUAAAGACAACCCAUCUCCAGCCGCAUCCAGACGAUGAUAACGGAGAUGGUGGCCAUGUUGACGGUCAUCGAGUUCGCCAUGAUGACCAGCCCCAUCAACUACCGUCACAGUCCGCGGCGCUCCGCCGCAAGCCUGUGAGUAGUGCAUCCACUGGUGCCAUCCCCAUCGCGGUAUCGGUCACACCUGUGGGUUCCGACCGUGAAUACGACGGCGGCGGAUCGUCGUACAGCACGUCCCCCCUGGGUUCCGAGGCCCAUGCCAGGAUCCGAACACGGAUGCGCAUGCCGUUUGUUCCACGCACACCCAAGCAUGUUUGUACACUGGCCGCAGCCAACGUGGGUGGCGACCGUGCUACCGCCAUCACGGCCACCAUGGCCACCUCAGCCACCACAGGGGUGUCCAUGACAACAGAUUCGUAUACCGAAACGUACACAGGCCCGUAUACAGACACGUGUGUGGCAUCAUCCGGACCAGAGAACAGCCUCGAGCAGUUUCUACAGGACCACAUCCACUCGAUCGAAAGAAACUACUCGGACGACACGCCCAACACCAAGGGCCGCCUUUUAUCGUCGUCGUCGGACGAGUGGUACACAACUUCUGAGACUGACCCGAUCCGGUCGCGGCACCGGCACCGUGUUGUGGAGACGCAAGUCGCCGACUACGAGUCCACGUCUGGAGGAGAAGGCGGAGGUGGAGGAGAAUGCGGUGGUGGUGGCAGCGUUGGUAUCUGCAACUGUGGUAUGCAGCAGUGCUGCCAGUGCGGACUGUUCAUUUCACGCCCACGAACGCACAAGUGCAUGAGCACUGGUGAGACAGUCCUUCCAUCGACUGGACGGUAA
This is a messenger RNA of Sporothrix schenckii 1099-18, 1050 nucleotides long. RefSeq lists its product as uncharacterized. The transcript is spliced from 2 exons. Lineage: Eukaryota; Fungi; Ascomycota; Sordariomycetes; Ophiostomatales; Ophiostomataceae. The coding region runs from base 1 to 1050 and encodes 349 amino acids. The record is from RefSeq and is a predicted model, not a curated record.